UCUAAUAUAUCACCAACUUAAACCUCCCAUAUAAAUAUCAGAGAGCACGGAAACGUUUCUCAGUCGAACAAAUCAUUUUGUGAACACACUUUGGUUCCAGCCGGCGUUAAGAAUAAAAUUCAACACAAAUUUCCAUAGAAGAGCGUUAAUACAACCAUACAGCAGCAGAAUGACGAUUGAUUUUUACUACACUGAUAUUUCUGCGCCUUGCCGCAGCAUUCUUCUUUUGGGAAAAGCUCUUGGGAUUGAAUUCAAUCUCAAAGAGAUGGACUUAAUGGCCGGGGAUCAUUUGAAACCAGAAUUUGUGAAGAUUAACUACCAACACUGUGUGCCCACCAUUGUGGACAAUGGCUUUGCAUUGUGGGAAUCACGAGCAAUUCUCAUCUACUUGGUUGACAAAUACGCAAAGAACGAUUCUCUGUACCCAUCUGAUCCUCAGAAGAGGGCCCGUGUGAAUCAGAAGCUCUACUUCGACAUGGGUACACUCUAUCAGCGCUUUGCUGAAUACUAUUAUCCACCAAUUUUUGCAAAAGCUCACUUUGAUCCGGCCGCUUUCAAGAAAAUGGAAGAUGCUGUUGUAUUCCUCAAUACUGGUCUCGAGGGUCAAAAGUAUGCUGCUGGUGAUUCCCUAACCAUUGCUGAUUUCGCUCUCGUAGCCACUAUUGCUACAUUUGAUGCGUUUAAAUUUGAUUUGUCCAAGUACCCGAAUGUUGUGCAGUGGUAUGAGAUGUGCAAGAAGACCAUCACUGGCUAUGAGGUCAAUCAAAAGGGAGCUGAUGGAUUUAUGGCAAAAUACGGAGCUGCCUUGGAUAAGCAGAAGGCCUAAAACAGUCUAUUUUUUUAAGGAAUCAAUGCAAAUAUUUCGUGAAUUUCAUUUAAAUCUUUUGUAAAAAUGUCUCGAAGUUAUUCAAACUAUUUCAAUAUCAAUAAAAAUUAUUUUGUAAUGUAAAAAA
Lutzomyia longipalpis is the source of this 953-nucleotide messenger RNA. RefSeq names its product glutathione S-transferase 1-like. Gene Ontology annotation, biological process: glutathione metabolic process. The record is from RefSeq and is a predicted model, not a curated record. Lineage: Eukaryota; Metazoa; Arthropoda; Insecta; Diptera; Psychodidae. The transcript has 4 exons. The coding region runs from base 170 to 826 and encodes 218 amino acids. Gene Ontology annotation, molecular function: glutathione transferase activity.